AUGAAGACUCCUCUCAGCUCCUCUCAGCUCCUGGAGAGUGGCCAGAUCCUGGCCUUUGGGGGGAUGUGUCAAGAGCUGAUGGACUCACCGACACCUACAACCAUCAGUCUCUCUGUCCAGCAGACUCCAUCUCCAGGUCAGGGUGGAGCGUACUCAUUAUGUGAGGUGUGUAACCUGCAGCUGACCUCUGCUGCUCAGGCUCAGCUGCACUACAAUGGCAAGUCUCACCUCCGAAGAGUGAGACAACUCCAGCCUGGAGAGACAGGACAGCAGGCGGCAGCAGGGGCUCAGACCAGGUCUCUUCCACAGGCCACAGGGCUCAUCUCUCAGCCUGCAGGACUAACUCCGACUCCUGGCCUCAGUCCAGGCCUCAGCGCUCCAUCCAGCACAACUGCAGGAGGUGGGUGUGGUGCAGUGGGCGGUGCGUUACCUGGACUUAUAGGUGCCACCGGUCCCUCAGUGAUGAUGAAACCGUUCUUGUCAUUUCCUGUUGAGACAACGUCUCCGGUUGGACUUUUCCCAAACUUCAACACGAUGGACCCGGUACAGAAAGCUGUCAUCAACCACACCUUUGGUGUCACCAUGGUACCCAAAAAGAAACAGGUCAUCUCCUGUAACGUCUGCCAGCUGAGGUUCAACUCUGAUUCUCAGGCCGAGGCUCAUUACAGAGGCAGUCGUCACGCCAAGAAGCUCAAGUCUCAGGAGAACAAGGCCAAGGCCAAGCUGUCAAUCAGUGCAGAGACCAAUGGGAGCAGCUGUAGUCCUGCGGGCCCCGCCCAUCCGGCCUCAGCGAACAGCAGCAUCAGUCAGCACACAGAACUCUUAUCCAGCCUCACCGACUCUCCCUCCCCGCUCAAACCCUUCCUCCUCCCCUCCGCCUCCCCUCUGUCCUCCUCCUCACCCUCCUCCAGCAGAGCAGGCAGCGAGCCUCCUCCCUCCAGCCCUCCCUCGGCUCUCCCAGCCCCGGGCCUCUCUUCCUCUUCUUCCUCCUCUUCCUCUUCUUCCAAAGCUUCCCCUCCACCUCCUCCAGCUCCUGUCACCUCCUCCACCUCCUCCCCUGCUCCUCUCCCUCCCCCUCUCUCCCAGGAUGCUCCCCUCUCAGUGGAGUCGGAGGAGGAGAAGGCGAAGAAGCUGCUGUACUGCUCUCUUUGCAAAGUCGCCGUCAACUCUCUGUCUCAGCUGGAGGCUCAUAACGCAGGUUCAAAGCACAAAACGAUGCUGGAAGCUCGCAGUGGCGCUGGGCCGAUCAAAGCGUACCCUCGACCCGGAGCCAAGCUGAAGAACGGCAACAGCUCGGCUCUGAAGGGCUCCGGUCUGCAGAACAAAACCUUCCACUGCCAGAUCUGCGACGUCCACGUCAACUCUGAGAUCCAGCUGAAACAGCACAUCUCCAGCAGGAGGCACAAGGACCGAGUGGCAGGAAAACCCAGCAAACCCAAAUACAGUCCUUACAACAAGCAGCAGCGCAGCUCGCUCACUAAGGAGUUGGUGAAGCCCUCCCUUUCCCCCUCCUUCCUCUCCACUCCCUUCGCACCUCCCACAUCCUCCCUCACCUCCUCCAUCUCGCUGCCUCCCGUCUCUCUCUCCUCCUCCCCCCUCCUCACUCCCACCUCCUCGCCCCUCACCCCCACCAUCUCCCUCCACCCUCGCCCUCCGGCCUCCUCCUCCCUCUUCACUGCCUCCUUCCUGCGUCCGGCUCCUGGACCAAUCAGAGCGAGCCAAGGAUCGAUUCUCUUCACGCCGUACUGAUGUUGGCGGCAGCGGCGGGGAGUCGAACCAGCGACCUUUGACCUCUGACCUGCUGUUUGCUGGAGCUACGAGGAAGAGACAUCCAGACUGCAGGGAUUCAAACCUGUACCCUCCUCGCCAGACAGAGGCUUCACAAAGAGACACAAGAGGAGGAAACCUGCUUCUUCUUCUGUCUGGUCUUUUAAGGUGACAGCUGUGGAGUUGCUGCUUUAAAUAAACAGCAGACCUGAACCUAAACAGAACCAGAAGGGUUCCCACACAAACCACAAAACCAGGAAUUCUUUGAUGCAGACAUGGAAACGCAUCCUGGAAGAAUCACAGCAUUGUUCGACAUCAUGUAGAAAGCAAUAAGUGUUUGGAUUGAAAAAAAAAAAGCAGCUCAUUUGUUGUCUUACAUCAUCAUGAUGCUCCAACAGGAGGUAUAGGAGAAACAAAAACUCCAAAACAUUUCAUGGCAAAUGUGGGUUUAUGGCAGCCUGGAUAAGCUAAGAACAAAACUAGAUUUUUCUUCUAACGUAUUCUGGUAUGAUUGAGAUGACAAGAAACAGAAUCUAAAACCAAAACCCCAAACAGCCCGUAAAACACUCAACAUGGUGAGUUUAAACUCGAUGUUGUCGAUGCAACUCGUGUUGAAACCAGACAGAAAGGUGGACGUGAAGAUCUGGACCCAGAACCCAGCUCCCGUUGGUUCCUCAGCAUCUGGACGAGGUUUGAGGAGCUGAACAGCACAAACAAGAUGUCAGAAAACUCAGCAGGCGUCGACCAUCAUGAACAAAUACUACUGCAGCUGUGUUCAUGUCUUCCUUCAGACAUCCUUGCACUCGUGUUAUUAACUUACAAUAUUUUGAAAAAGAAACUGAUAAAUUAUUAUGAAAAGUUAUGCUAUAGUUUUCUUAAUGUCAAAAAAAAUCCUUGAGUCUCAGCUCCAAAUCCUUUAUUCCUGCUGAAGGUGUAAACCUGUAAAACAAAAAAAGAAAAAAAAAAGGAGGAAAUGUUGUAUUUGCU
Messenger RNA from Stegastes partitus (bicolor damselfish), 2754 nucleotides. RefSeq names its product zinc finger protein 385B (gene znf385b). The coding region runs from base 1 to 1749 and encodes 582 amino acids. The record is from RefSeq and is a predicted model, not a curated record. Gene Ontology annotation, molecular function: zinc ion binding; nucleic acid binding. Gene Ontology annotation, cellular component: nucleus. The transcript is spliced from 10 exons. Lineage: Eukaryota; Metazoa; Chordata; Actinopteri; Pomacentridae.